This is a messenger RNA of Rhododendron vialii, 1431 nucleotides long. Its product is annotated as ubiquitin carboxyl-terminal hydrolase 14-like. Gene Ontology annotation, molecular function: cysteine-type deubiquitinase activity. The record is from RefSeq and is a predicted model, not a curated record. Gene Ontology annotation, biological process: protein deubiquitination. Bases 1 to 1431 code for a protein of 476 amino acids. Lineage: Eukaryota; Viridiplantae; Streptophyta; Magnoliopsida; Ericales; Ericaceae. The transcript is spliced from 13 exons.
AUGGCUAACAUCUCAUUUCCCAUUUCCUUAUGGCUUUUCAUCCUUCUGAUAUGCCCUGCAGUUGCGUUUGCAUCAUUGAUUGAAGAGGACUUCACAUUUGCAGACAAUGCAAAUCAUAACAUUGACAAACGUGGGGUUCUUCUCCCACAUGCAGAUUAUAGGAUCCGCGAAGAUGUUGCCUCUCGUCAAGAUGAAGAAAGCUACCAUACAAGUCCAUUGUAUUUCCGUAAGCUCAAGGAAAUGAAGGAGGUUGGUCUGGGUUUUCUUGAGAGGGAAGGGGGCUACCCCAAACGUUACGAUGAUUCCCGUCUUUGGUUAUAUGACUAUAUCGAAUACCUUUUAGCUCUCAUCUUUAAGGGCUUGUUGUCUUGCAACUUGCAAGCUGUUACUGGGUACCUGGAUUGGCCUGAUGCCUUCCAUUUCUUUGUACGUGUGAUGAACGAAGUUGAACGAGUAAAUGCUAGCGAUCCUGAAUUUGAUCCAUCAACGAGUUUAGAACAAGUCAAUGCUGGCAAUCCUGAAUGGGAUCCGCCAAUGAGUUUCAAGUUUGGUAUUGAAGAGAGACUCAUGUUUCCGUCUGGAAAGGUUUCUUACCAAAAAAGAGACGAAUAUAUCCUGUCUCUAAGCAUUCCACUAGACAAAGCUAUCAACAAAGAAGAGCUUGAAUCUUUUCAUAAAUCCAAAGCAGAAGAUACGCAAGGGAACGAAGUGUCUACUGAGGAAAUUGUACGCCCAAGGGUACGUUUGGUUGACUGCCUAAGGAGCUUUUUAGCUGCAGAAGAGGUGCAUGAUUUUGACAGCAAUACAGCUACAGCAACCAAAACUGCUGGGCUUACUUCAUUCCCUGAUUAUCUGGUAUUGCACAUGCAAAAAAAUGUGGUGGCGGCAGGCUGGGUACCUAAAAAACUUGAUGUUUGUAUAGAUGUUCCAGACACCAUAGAUAUUAGUUUCAUGCGCAGCAAGUGCAUCCAACCUGGGGAGGAGCUGUUACCUGAACCUGCUGCUGAGGGUGUGGCAGAUCCAAGGCUUCUAGUUGAUGGGGAUAUAGUUUCCCAAAUUGUGUCGAAGGCAUUUGAAGAUCUUUCAAGUACCGGAAGGGAAAUGGCAUUGAGUCAUUUUCUGUCUGAGAUUGAUGAUGCAGACAAUAUUGAUGCUCAGUCGAGAGUUGAUUUUUUGGUUGAAUGUGGGUUUCAAGAUGAUAUACCUCCCGAGGCAAUCACAUCUAUUGGGGACUCAGGAGGAGCUUACAGGCUUAUGGGAAUCGUGAGCCGUUCUGGUACCUCUGCCCAAUAUGUUGCUCACAUCAAGACAGAUGGUCUGUGGGUAACUUUCAAUGAUGAAGUCGGGGUUUCCAAGGACAUUGGAGACAUUUUUGUUAGUAUUUUUGAUAGAAAAGGAUAUUAUGAACUUUGUGCCGACUUAUUCAGUUGA